UGGGUUGCCAGAAUUUCGUGGAUUUCCUUUUUAGCGUUUUUUAUAAAUAAACGUUUUGAUUUUAAUACAAUAAUUUUGAAUUGCUUAAAUCAUAAUGGAGACGCUCCUGGAGCAGCAACGUCGCUGCCAUGAGGAACGUGAACGCUUGGUUAAAUUAAUGGUAGAUGAGCAUGCGACCAAGAAGCCUGGCGAGAAGGAACGAAUCCAUUCGGAGCACCGGCUAAAAUAUUUAAUGGAACUCCAUCACAAUGCCACAACGCAGCUGCGUGAGCUUUAUGAGGACAAGGACAACGAAAGGAAAGCAGAGAUUGCGGCGCUUUCCGGUCCAAAUGAGUUUAAUGAGUUCUAUGCUCGCUUGAAACAAAUUAAGCAAUUCUACAAGACACAUCCAGCAGAGGUUAGUGUUCCCCUCUCUGUGGAAUUCGAGGAAAUGAUCAAGGUGUACAAUAAUCCGGAUGACUUGGGCGCCUUGGUGGAGUUUACUGACGAAGAGGGAGGUGGUCGUUACUUGGAUCUGAAUGAGUGCUAUGAAAUCUACUUGAAUCUGAGAGCCGUGGAGAAACUUGACUAUAUCAGCUACUUGAUGUCCUUCGACCAUGUUUUUGACAUCCCACGUGAGCGUAAGAAUCGCGAGUAUCGAAAAUAUCUGGAGACAUUGAAUGAUUAUCUGCACAAUUUCAUAGUGCGCAUCCAGCCUCUGUUGGAUCUGGAGGGAGAAUUGCUAAAAGUGGAAUUGGAUUUUCAGCGUCAGUGGUUGCAGGGUGCAUUUCCGGGCUGGUCACAGAAGGAGACCACAGAAUCGGCUCUGGCUAAUACUGGAGCACAUUUGGAUCUGUCGGCCUUCUCUAGCUGGGAGGAACUGGCCUCCCUUGGUUUGGAUCGUCUAAAGUCCGCCUUGGUUGCCCUGGGUCUUAAGUGUGGUGGUACUUUGGAAGAACGGGCCCAAAGAUUGUUUUCAACCAAGGGGAAAAGCACCUUGGAUCCGGCAUUAAUGGCCAAGAAGCCAAGCGCCAAGAACACCAAUGCUCAGACUCGAGAGAAUGAACGCAAUAAGGAGAUUGCCCAACUGGAAGCUCUUCUCUACAAAUAUGCCGAACUUCUGUCUGAACAGAGAGCGGCCACCAAAGAGAAUGUUCAACGCAAACAAGCUCGCACGGGAGGCGAACGUGAUGACAGCGAUGUAGAAGCCAGCGAAUCAGAAAACGAUGACGAUCCCGAUGCCGAUGACGUUCCAUAUAAUCCCAAGAAUUUGCCCUUGGGCUGGGACGGCAAACCCAUUCCGUAUUGGCUGUAUAAACUGCAUGGCCUAAAUAUAAGCUACAAUUGCGAGAUCUGCGGUAAUUUUACCUAUAAGGGUCCGAAAGCUUUCCAGCGUCACUUUGCAGAGUGGCGACAUGCCCAUGGAAUGCGCUGCCUUGGCAUACCCAAUACGGCUCACUUCGCCAACGUCACUCAAAUCGAGGAUGCCAUUACGUUGUGGGAGAAGCUCAAGUCACAAAAGCAGAGCGAGCGCUGGAUAGCCGACCAAGAGGAAGAGUUUGAGGACUCACUGGGCAAUGUGGUGAACCGCAAGACAUUUGAAGAUCUUAAGCGCCAGGGAUUACUGUAAUUCUAGUUUUAAAUACGCAUUUUAUUGUAAACCUUUUUACAAAUUAAAACUAUCAACUUAA
Molecule: messenger RNA, 1670 nt
Organism: Drosophila willistoni
Lineage: Eukaryota; Metazoa; Arthropoda; Insecta; Diptera; Drosophilidae
Gene: noi
Product: splicing factor 3A subunit 3
Exons: 1
Coding region: 95-1609 (504 amino acids)
Biological process (GO): mRNA splicing, via spliceosome
Cellular component (GO): nucleus; spliceosomal complex
Molecular function (GO): RNA binding; zinc ion binding
Source: RefSeq, a predicted model, not a curated record